Yamadazyma tenuis ATCC 10573 is the source of this 1619-nucleotide messenger RNA. The record is from RefSeq and is a predicted model, not a curated record. NCBI's taxonomy places the organism in Eukaryota, Fungi, Ascomycota, Pichiomycetes, Serinales, Debaryomycetaceae.
GUCCACGAUGCUUCAAUCUGGCUGCCCUACCCGAUUGAGAAGCUUCUUCCAAUUAUAGUGCACCAGAGCCGAAGACCUUAUUCAAUGUAUCUAGUUUAGGAACUAUGUUGCCUUGUUGUAGAUAGUUUCUGUCCAAUGGGAGAACGAGGCUUGCAACUCUCUAUCUACCCGCAUGAUGUUACGUCCCAUUUCGAACGCCUUUAGUCUGGGGGUUUCAGGUUAAUGGAUCUGAUCUUCCAUGACCCAACCGUCCUAAUGUGCUGGACUUCUUAUCUAAAAAAGAAUAGAUCUAAACCAUGUUGGUUAGGCGUUUCAACUGUUUCUCAUUCCCUCCUUCAACAUGCUGGUAGUAUCCCGUAACAAUAGAUGGUUUUUACCCGCAUUCUAUUGUUCGAGAUUGUUUGCUAUAACUCAACAAUCGCACUACGCAAAGCACACAAUAAGUCCCAUGAAACAACCAAAUGGCCGUUACGUUUGUAUAUAGGACCUUGCCUAUACCCCCUAAUUAAGUAGGUCAGGGCAAGGGCACCGAUGCGUCGGUAUAAAACUUUGCCAAUCCCCCGCUACACUUAUGAUUAGUUAAAAUCAAUGAAGUUUUUCACGCUGCUUUUAUCAGUGUUAUCGCUCGCAGCUUGUAAGUCCAUAUUAUUGUCCAACGACGACUCAUGGGUGUCUUCAGAAAUCCGUGCCUUGUAUCGUGAGCUUGUGGCGGACGGUCAUGAUGUUAUAAUGGUAGCCCCAGCCUCUCAAAUGUCUAGUCAAGGAGGUGCUUUCAUUGUUCCCGACUCCAGUGAUUUGGAUCUGGAUGGUAAUUUCGGUUACGUUUCGGCGGGUGAUCCUGCUUGGGGUCAGGACCCUGAUGAUCCUCAUAUCUGGUACUUCGGAGGUUCUCCUUCAGCUUGUAUUUCGUUUGCCUUUGAGUAUCUUUUGCCAAAACUGUACUCCAACGUGACAAUUGACUUGGUUGUUUCUGGAGUUAACCAAGGUCCUAAUAUUAGUCCGGGUUACUACACUGCAUCAGGAACGAUCUCCGCUGCUUACUCGGGUAUAUAUAGGGGAUACCCUGCUAUUUCAUUUGGAGGAUCCAACUUGAAUAAUUCCUUUUUCCAAGAUAGUUCUGCUAACGACGAGUAUGAUCCUGCUAAUAUCUACGCUAAGAAAGCGGUUGAAAUCAUUGAUCUUCUUGUAGACGCUGAUUUACCGUCCACCGUUGGUAUCAAUGUCAAUUUUCCUGAAGUUGGGUAUCUUUUAGAUAAUGAAACCGAGUGCACUGAUCCUGUGUGGAAAUUUGGAACCAUGAUGAACGGUGGAUACUUUGCACCAAUAGUGAAAUAUGAUAGCAGUUCUGAUACGUUCUCGUCGUCAUACAAGUUAUUUAAGGAUAGCACAUGUAACGAUGGUAGCGGAUGCAACCUCCCAUCUGAAUACGACAUUUUCUGGGCCAGAAACUGUACCACGUCGGUAACAGGAUUCCAGGUGGACGUACUGUUGCCCGGCUCAAUGGACACAACGGUGAAAGGCAUUUUUGAUGGCCUUUUUUAAACCAAAAGAACUGUAUAAUACUGUAGUAUUCUUUUUGUAUAACCAAGCCAGAAUUAUAGACAUUUUUUGCGGCUAAA